AUGGAAAACGUCGGUGUUAAUGACGGCUCUGUUCUUGGUUCUUCUGAACGGACCGUUACCGAGGUUCCUUCGAUGCCUGCGAGUGCGCUGACGUCGACCACGGACAGCGCUCCGGCGGUGACUUCUGACCUCCCGACGCGACAGCUUGCAUGGCAACAGCAAGACAAAGCCAUCCUCUCCAUACUUAUAUCUUCCUUAUCCGAGGAGACUCUACGGUUCGCCGUCGGCAAGGGUACUUCUCGGCAGCUUUGGCAGGUAAUCGAGCAAACCCUAGGGUCGUCCACUCGCUCUCGCGCUCUCCGGCUGCUCGGCGAACUACAAGGGCUCCGCCAAGGUAACUUCUCCAUAUCUGAUUACCUUGGUCGCGCUCAGAUGUUGAUUGAUGAACUGGCUCUCACCGGUCGUCGCAUUGAGUUGGAUUAUCAAAAUCUAUACGUGUUUCGCGGUGUGCACCCAGAGUUCUGGCCGUUGGUGGCAACCCUGGCACGUGGUGCUCCCGUUCCCCUCCCGGAGGUUGCGGAUUUCCUUGUUUCGCAAGAGUGGAUCUGUUCGGAUGAUGGCGCAGCUCUCGGUGCCCCGGUUGCCUUGGCCGUAAGCCGUGGAGAACACGGCGGCCGCGGUGGCAGUUCGUAA
Molecule: messenger RNA, 633 nt
Organism: Ipomoea nil (Japanese morning glory)
Lineage: Eukaryota; Viridiplantae; Streptophyta; Magnoliopsida; Solanales; Convolvulaceae
Exons: 2
Coding region: 1-633 (210 amino acids)
Source: RefSeq, a predicted model, not a curated record